Molecule: messenger RNA, 414 nt
Organism: Cordyceps militaris CM01
Lineage: Eukaryota; Fungi; Ascomycota; Sordariomycetes; Hypocreales; Cordycipitaceae
Exons: 2
Coding region: 1-414 (137 amino acids)
Cellular component (GO): nucleolus
Source: RefSeq, a predicted model, not a curated record
AUGGCCUCCGACGACUAUGUCCUGUCGAGAGGCGGUGGCGGCGCGCUCAAGCUCAAAGGCGGCAAGAUUGACAAGAAGAAGAAGAAGCAGAAGCGCGCCCGCAGCAAGACGGAUCUAGAGAAGAACCUGUCCGCCGGCGACGCAGCGCCCCCAAAGGAACUCAUCAAGGGAAGGCGCGGCGGAAGCGAAGAGGCCGAUGGGAGAAGUGAGGAGGAUGAUGCGACGCCGGCGCAAAAGACGGAGUCGGAGAGACAGCACGAAGAGGCCAAGAAGAAGAGACUACUCAAAAUGGCCGAAAGGUCAGGCUCGCGGCCCGAGCUGCUCAAGACGCACAAGGAGCGCGUCGAGGAGCUCAACACCUACUUGUCCAAGCUCAGCGAGCAUCACGAUAUGCCCAAGAUUGGACCUGGUUAG